Molecule: messenger RNA, 4325 nt
Organism: Zootoca vivipara (common lizard)
Lineage: Eukaryota; Metazoa; Chordata; Lepidosauria; Squamata; Lacertidae
Gene: ANKDD1A
Product: ankyrin repeat and death domain containing 1A
Biological process (GO): signal transduction
Molecular function (GO): protein binding
Source: RefSeq, a predicted model, not a curated record
GCCGCGGAUGGAGUAAUUUGACACCAUCUUAUCCGCCGCAGCCGGCACAGCUGGGCCGCGGGGCUGGGAGCGCGCCCCAUGCCCAGGACUUAAGGGAUGCGCGUUCAAAUCCUGCCGCCUGCUGCUGCUGCGUUUAGCCAAAGGAGAGGCAGGCAGGCUUCUCCUGCCUCCGAAAGCGGAGGCCGGGCUACGGCGGGGAUGCUCUGGCCGUGAGGAGGUAGCAGGGGCCAUGGAGGACGACUUGGCUUCGGAGGAUGACACCCUCCUUCUUUCGGAGAAAGAGUUUCACAACGCGGCAAAGCGGAACAACAUAGCACGGAUGGAUGAGCUGAUCAAGAGAGGGGUGGAUGUCAAGGCCAAGAAUAAUAUAGACAGGACCGCUCUCCACUGGGCUGCAGGAGCAGGUCACGAACAGGCCGUCCGUCUUCUCCUAGACCACGAUGCCUCUGUGAAUGACGAGGACAACUUUGGGAUGAACGCCCUCCUUUUAUCCGCCUGGUUUGGCCACCUCCGUGUCCUUCAGAUCCUUGUCACUGCUGGUGCCAAAAUCAACUGCCAAAACAAGAAUGGUCGCAACCUGUUGCAUUGCGCAGCCCAAAGAGGUCAUAUCAGGGUCAUUGAGUUCAUCAUGGAAGACCUUGAGGAUGUGCAGCUGGAUAAGAAAGACAAGAUGGACAGGACGGCAUUUCAUCUGGCUGCUGAGAAUGGGCAACUGGAGGUGGUGGAGUUCCUGAUUCGCUUGGGUUGUGCCUGCAGCAUCAAAGACAAGGAGAAGAACACAGCGCUUCAUCUAGCAGCCAAGAAUGGUCAUGCAGAGGUGUUGCAGAAGCUUAUAGAUGUAGGAAUGAACCUUGAUGAGAAGAAUACGGAAGGGUUGAGCGCCCUGCACUUGGCUGCUGAAAAUGGUCAUCAUGACUGCAUGAAGCUGCUCCUGGAAGCCGGCUGUGAUGUCAACAUCCAAACUCAGAAAAAGAUGACCUGCCUUCAUUAUGCUGCACAAAAUGGCUAUGAGAUCGUGGCCAGGAUCCUUAUUGAUGCAGGAAUUCACACAGAUACACUGAAUUACCAAAAUGCAUCAGCUAUGCACAUUGCGGUGCUACAGAAUCACCCAGCCAUCGUUAAACUCCUAAUUGAUGCUGAAUGUGACCUGGAUAUCCCUGAUAAUAGGCAGCAGAGCCCACUGCAUAUUGCUGCAGAGCAUGGGAGACAGGACAUUGCUGAGAUGAUUCUUAUUGCUGGGGUGAACUUAAAACUAACAGACAAGCAAGGUAAAACAUCCCUAGAUAUUGCUGCCCGUGGCAACCACAUCAACCUGGCUGACAUGAUCAUUAAAGCAGAUAGGUUUUACAAAUGGGAAAAGGAUAAUCUGAACAGUGACUCCGACUCCUGGGUAGCCAAGCACUUAACCUUCAAGCAGGACCACCGGAUGGAGACACAGCACAUCCGCUCCGUCAUGUGGAGGCUUGCGACCAAAUACCUCAAACCCAACGAGUGGAAGAAGCUGGCACAUUACUGGAAAUUCACUGAGGCUCAUAUCAGAGCCAUUGAGCACCAGUGGGCAGGCAGCAAAAGCUACAGAGAACACGGUCAUAGGAUGUUGCUCAUUUGGCUCCAUAGCGUAAUUAUGGCAGGGGAAAACCCAGUCAAAGGACUCUAUGAAGGCCUGGUGGGCAUCGGAAGAAGAGACUUGGCAGAAAGCAUCAGGAAACAGGCAAAUGCAGAUUCCACCUCACCGAGGAAGUGCACCGCGAUGUGAUACCAGUAAGAGCACAGGAAACCACCUGUUUUCGCUGCUUCAGAAGUUUCAUGCUGGAGCCACAGCAAGCAAAAUGGACAAUUUUGAACUGUUGGUCGAAAGGUAUCCAUAAACUCUCUUUCUAAGGGCUUCUUGCCAUAACAAAUGGCAACCGUAUCCACUCAAGAUCAGGUAACAAUGCAAAUUGAUACAUCAACAGGGUGUACUAUAAAGAAUGCAUUGCUGUGAGCAAAGAGAAGGCACGAUUCUCAAAAUAUGGAAGACCAGGAAGUGAAGUAUACACCGCAUUUUCCAGAUCAAAAACUAAGGUUACAAUCUCAAGUUCCGGGAUGGCCCAGGAGGUUUUGCCGCUUCAGGAUAACUCCCCACUGCCGCUGCACCUGCUCUGCCACCAUGGCCAUGCCACACCCAAUCCCUUUCCGCAGCUGUACCCUGCCUGCGACAGAGAAGGUGGGUUUGUGGCAACUGUGGAGGCAGGGACACACCCAUGUAGGAGGCAGCAAUGGUGAACAGCAUGCUUUUUGAGCUCAGAUAGCCCAUCAGAGGCGACUGUCUUCGUGGGUGGGCCAGCCCUGCUCGAGUAAACCUCGUUAAAUCAAUAUGAAUUACUGAUCAGCAAAUGCUGUUAAGAGUGUAAUGGGACAUGCAUAACAAUGUUUCUCAGCUAGAAAAUCUCACUGUGAAAUAAGAAAACUCUGCAUUUCCCGUGGUUUUCUAAACGCACCUCCAUUGUGGUAGGGGCACACGAUUCCAGGAAAAAAAAUUGAUUUAAGUUUCACUAGAGAAUGACGGCAUCUCACGUUCCACCACUGGAGACUGCACGGAGAGAGACGCCUAGAAUUCUGCUCUUGUGCCAGUCAGGUGCUAGAGAGCCACGUUUAUUUCUCAGUGUUAGCUGUUUACAUUUCUCCCAUACAGGCAUAUUUUUUUUAAAAAAACAGGAAUUUUAUGAAGAAGCUCCACCCACCCUUGGACCUCACUUUGUGCAAGAAAGCCAAGCACGCCAUUGGGCCAGAGUUAAGUGUUUGUUAGUUCCAAGGACUCCAAGAGAUAGAAUUAGAUGCAUGCUUACUUGGGGUUGGAUUGUGGCCUAGGUUAGCAGGAAAUCUUUUUCCAGUCUGAGGACUAUAUUCCUUCCUGGACAACCUCCAGGGAACCUUUUGCCAGCGGCAGGCAGGGCCAGAAGUGAAAACCGGCUGGAGGCCGGUGUGACACUAGGGUUGCCCUAUUUCAGAAAGUGAAAAUCAAGACACAAAAGCUUUAAAGCUUUUUUUUGUGGCAAAGUUAUUGAGCUAUCCAGGGUUUCAACAGGAGUCUCUCCUCUCCUCCACCCUGGAGAUUGAACCCGAGACCUUCUGCAGGCAAGACAGAUGCUCUAGCAAGGGUCCAUCUACUGAAGAAGACACAUCUUUUCCUUUAUGGUGCAGAUAGAUGCUGCACCUGCAAAGAGAUGCCCCAGCUGCAUGCUUCUCAAGCACAAGAAUGCACUUUGAGUGUUACAGCAGAAGACGAAUCAGCCAUUUAUUUUCUGUUCUUCAUAUGAACUUGGAAGGAGCAUGAGACUUCAGUGCCUAAUAAACAGUGGGCAGCUACCUCAUGCUUUUUGCACCAUGCCCCCCCCCCCGAAGGAGUAGCUUGACUCAGUCCAUGUGAAAUAUACAGUGGUACCUCUACUUACGAAUUUAAUGCGUUCCGAACGUACAUUUGUAAGUCGAAAAAAAAUGUAAGUCGAAUCCCAUAGGAAUGCAUUGGGAGAAAAAAUUAGUAAGUAGAAGCAUCCCUAUCUAAAAAAUCGUAAGUAGAAAAAAUCCUAUAUGAACCGCAUCCAAGAUGGCGGACGGAGCUCCGUUCGUAAGUAGAAACAUUCGUAAGUAGAGUUAUUCGUAAGUAGAGGUACCACUGUACUAGGGUCAACUUGAUUUAGAACUGCAUACUAAGAACCAAAGCCAAUACUUUGGCAAUCCAUGCUUAACCUCUUAUUUUAGUACACCUUAGAGCAGAGGUGGAACUUUGUAGCCUUCCCCCCAGAAGCUGAUGGACUCCAACUCCCAUCGUUCUUGACCCAUUGUGCUGGCUGAUGGGAGUUGAAGUCCAACAAAAUCAGGAAGGCCACAGGUUCCCUAACUUUUGCCUUUGAGCUAUGCAUAUGGAAAGAAAGCUGGAUAGCCAAACUCUCCUCCUCGGCAUAUCAAGAGCUACAAGUUCACUGAAAGGAGGAGUUAUCAGCUUCAGAUCAAGUGAUUCUACACAGGCAGGGCCAACCGAGGCCCGGGGUUCAUUCCAGUCAACACAGAUAGGAUGGUCACCUCUUUGUAUUUACCAACAGUAUACUUUUCUUAAACUUGUCAUGAAGUUUUGUAUUUUUUAAAAAGUGCAAGCAUAGCAUCUGGUUUUCAAAUAAACUUAUUUUUUCCCUUAACCAUUUCCCCCCCUCUUUUUUAAAUUAAACAGAAUCAUUGUAUCUCAUCAGAUCCUGGGGUAACCACUAAAUUGAGACAUUUGGGCUAUUUGAUUUAUGGUACAGAUCAGACUUUGUGAAGCUGGUGCCCUCCAUCCGACUCCCAUCAGC